Molecule: messenger RNA, 1378 nt
Organism: Ctenopharyngodon idella (grass carp)
Lineage: Eukaryota; Metazoa; Chordata; Actinopteri; Cypriniformes; Xenocyprididae
Product: transcription factor HES-5-like
Exons: 3
Coding region: 489-950 (153 amino acids)
Biological process (GO): regulation of neurogenesis; anterior/posterior pattern specification; regulation of transcription by RNA polymerase II
Cellular component (GO): nucleus
Molecular function (GO): DNA-binding transcription factor activity, RNA polymerase II-specific; RNA polymerase II cis-regulatory region sequence-specific DNA binding; protein dimerization activity
Source: RefSeq, a predicted model, not a curated record
CUGGCUGGCUUUUAUCUCGGCUUUUAGAAGAACUUUCAGCUGUUCGAUGCAUCUGUUGAUGCGAUCUCUGCGCAUCUUCUCCACCACUGGUUUCCUCAACUGGAAAAGAAGUUAAAAGUUUGGUCAGACCACUGAUUCAUCCCUUGGGAAAUUAUCAUAUGUCUACAGUCCCCAUCUGCAGAAGCCUUAUCAGUGAGUGGCGAUGUUCCCAGGUAAUAAAAGUACAGCAACCUGCCUGUGUUGUGUUCGGUGUGUGGAAGACUAUUCCCUCCGUGGGAGCCCUGAGGCCAGUUAACCAUGAAAUAAUUGAUGCCUCUUCUAUUGUUGAGGACGCCUCACCCACUGGCCUCAGAGUGUGGGAAAGCUAAUCCUGACUGGGACUCAUGGCUUUGUAAUGCUAAUGAGCUCCUAUAAAUAGAGGAGCAUGACCCUCAUUCCCAACACAACCAACUUGCUCUCCUCAGAGAAACAUCUCUCCAUCUGAAAGAAUGGCUCCAACUUACAUGACUGACUACUCCAAACUUUCCAACAAGGAGAAACAUAAAUUAAGAAAACCUGUGGUGGAAAAGAUGCGCAGAGAUCGCAUAAACAACUGCAUCGAGCAGCUCAAAUCCAUGCUGGAGAAGGAAUUCCACCAGCAGGACCCAAACACCAAGCUGGAGAAAGCCGACAUCCUGGAGAUGACAGUGGUCUUCCUGAAACAGCAGCUGCAGCCCAAGACUUCAGCUCCACAGAAAGCCCACUUGGACGGCUAUUCCCAGUGCUGGAGGGAGACCAUGAACUUCCUAUCUGUCAACUCCAAGGUGGACGCUGUACGUCAGCAUCUGAACCACUGCCAAGCAUCCCAGAGAUCAGCUAAAGACCUCACUCACAUGUCUCCGGCUUCCCAUCAGCCCACGAAGGUGAAGGAGGAACCGUGUGCUCACAGUCCGCUCUGGAGACCCUGGUAGAGACCCCAAGAUGAAAGACUUUCACAUUCAAACUAGAUGGUGGUUUUACCAUCUCUUAUGUUGUAGGAGAUAAACAUUUCCAUAUUUCUAUGUUCAUUUCAAACAUACAUUCAGCUGCUUCAUAUUGAAGUUUUGAUUGUUUUAUUCUUAAUAAGAUUUCCUUUGCAAAUUGUUGCUAUUAUUAGUAUGACAUUUGCCUUGAUUGUGUCUAAAGGCUCCAGUUCUAAUGUUGUUUGUCUUGCAAACAGUGAUAUAGCUCAGAAUCUGAGCUCUUUGUAAGGUCCUGAUGGACAUUCAUUUGAUACAGCCUUUUGUGAAGGCUACGGAAAAACAAUAUUUGUUCUUGUGAUGGCACUCCAGUGCAUUGAAACAUUGUGGACACUGUGUGUCUAACAUUGCAUUUAAUAAAAGCAACUUAUUACUAAAAA